AUGCCGGGGUUGUGGAAGCUCCUCUUACCCACGCUGGUGCUUGGGGGUAACAGUGUGGCACAAUCGUGCAUCGAAGCACUCAACAACAACCAGACCGAUGCCUGCGUUUGCUAUUCUCUCGAGUACGUCGUCAGCUACGUGGCAUACAUCGCUGUUUCGACAUCAUACACCUCUAGCUGCGAGGCUGUGCCUACUACAAUACCGACCGGAACAUCACCAGCUCUUCAACUUCUGUUGGAAUCUGCUUCUGGGGACUUUUCUGGGUACGUCACUCGAAAUAAUGGUGUUUACACAGGUACAGGUAUCUUAGCCGGCCCGACGACAGUGGAUGUGAUUCCACCUACUGGAACCGAGCAAGGGACUCUUGUGGUGGAGGUUCCGCCAUCAUAUUUCACGAUCUCUCGAACUGGUACUGAGACGGUCAGCCCUGGCCCUCUUCCGAACUACAUCAACUCCACGAGCUUUCUCACAAGAAACCUCAUCGCGGCACCUCGGACAGUGUCUGUCGUACACCCUACUCCUGGCGUUUCCGUUGCUUCUCGUGGCACAGUAAUUAUCGCCGUACCCGACCCGAGAUUGUACAGUACCACCACGGUAGCUUACAGCGGAACGGAGCUGUUGGAAGCACCGCGGACAACGAUUUCGACCGUCAUUGAGGAUGGGCUCACUCCCGGCACUUUCGUCGUUGCUGUCGCUACAACACCUUUACCGAAUCGGUCCUACGAUGUAUCUACUGUUGCUUACACAGGAACGGCCGUCUUGACGGGUCCAACUGUGAUCUCCGUGAUCCAGCCAACUGGUGCGGAGGCGGGUGUCGUCGUGAUUGGAGUUCCUCUGACUGGCGUUCCUCCGCCUCAGGUGACGUCGAUAAUUCCAUACUCCGGUACCGAAUCAAUCACAGCAGCAACGACGAUUCUGGAUCGACCUUUCGAUGGAACCAUUCCAGGGGCACUCGUCAUUGCUUUGCCGUCAGCUUCCUUCAGAACCGAGACGGUACCAUUCACGGGCACGCGAGCCUUGACCGCUCCGACCGUUAUCUCGAUAGUUCCCCCGAGCGGCUCAGUCCUUGGCAUGGUUAUCGUGGGUAGCCCGACAGCAAGCUAUCUCGCCUCGUACGUGCCUUACACCGGCAGUGUUCCGAUUGAUGAGCCGAUCACAAUUUCCGUCAUAGAGCCAAGUGGUACAGCUGCAGGCAUAGUGAUUAUUGCAGAGCCCCAGCCAAUCGUUGAUACUGAGCCCGAUGCACUCGAAACAGUGGUAGUAACCUACACAGUUACUGAGGUGAUAUCUGACCCUACCACGCUCUCUACUGCUCCGCCUGACGAUUCCAAUCCUGGUACUGUCUUUUUGGAUUCGCAGCCAGGCAGUACCUUGGCAGCUCCAACACCAUUUGUUACCUCGAUUGUUCCAUACGUAGGACCCGAUGUCAUCAACACGCCUUCGACUCUCAACAUCAUCCCUCCGAGCGGUGCUCAACGAGGGACAGUAAUCAUUGGUCUGCCGCGAGUUCUACUAUCCGCUGGCACUGGAGCAGACUCGUUCAUCACUUCGGCAGUUCCGGUAUCCUAUGUCACUUUGACUGUGGCUGCGAAUGGCGACGGUCCACUCGUGACCUUGACGAGUAUUCCCCCAAGCGGUACUUCACCAGGUACCAUCUUCAUCGGUGCUUCUCCAACUUCCGGGGCAUUGCCAGCAUCUUUCGUCACUCAGGUUGUUCCAUACAGUGAUUCAACUCCUGUAGCAGAACCCACCACUCUGUCGAUCAUUCCCCCGAGCAACUCGGCGCCUGGUACAAUCGUGAUCGGCGACCCUCGACCUUUUAUACGCACGACUAUGGCAUACACCGGGGCAGAACCACUAACCGAGACAACUACCAUCACUGUGGUAGCCCCGGAUGGCGACACACCUGGCAUCGUAGUUGUGGCGCUACCAUCUACGACUCCGGUAGCCCCGUCGUACGUGACAUCUGACGUGGUGUUCUUGGGCAUGCCUCCUAUCCAAGAGCCAACCACGCUCUCAACCGUUCAGCCAACUGGUACGACUCCAGGGACUUUGAUCGUGGCUAGACCUGCGUUCUUCGUCACUUCAACCAUUCCGUGGACUGGCACCGUGACCAUCCCGACGCAGACCACGAUCGCCAUCAUCCCUCCCGCUGGAACAGAGCCAGGGACAAUAUACGUUGCAGACCCCACUGCAUUCGUAACUUCUACCGUCGAGUAUACUGAGACAGCGCCUUUUACAGCACCCACUACAGUAACAGUCAUCCCCCCCAGCGGAAAUGAACAGGGGACUAUAGUCGUAGCUGGCCGUCGACCAUUCGCGACAUCCUUCGUUCGAUUGACUGGUGCUUCUCCGGCAGAAGGCCCUACAACUUUGACUCUGGUACCGCCUCAGGGCAAUGCACAAGGGACUGUCAUAAUGGGAGUGCCCAACGAUUUUCUAACGUCAACCGUCAUCUACUCAGGAACAGGAGUUUUGACAGCACCCACAACCAUAUCCACAAUCGCUCCAUCUGGGGCAGCUCCCGGCACCCUGAUCGUCGCUUUGCCGCAAACAUCUUAUCAAAGUAUCGCUCCUACAGCCGUUCCAUCGGUCUCAGAAAGCCCUCCGACAACCACGGCUCCUAUAACGCCUACGGCGCAGCCGGCGUUCGUCACUUCAACGGUCUUAUAUAGCGGCACCGCUACCAUUUCAGGCCCGACCACACUUUCCACUAUUCAACCAAGUGAUGCUGCGCCAGGUACCUACAUCGUUGGAGUUGCAGACUCAUUCGUUACUUCGCAAGUGGUUUACUCUAGCACCAGCGCUAUUACGGCCCCCAUCCCUAUUUCCACUGUUCAACCUUCCGGGUCUAACUCCGGAACGAUUAUAUUCGCCGUACCCUCUUCGUAUGUUACCUCCGAGGUUGAGUACACUGGGCCAGCCGGGCAACUCACAACGCCUUCCCCAAUCACCACGAUUCCGCCCAACGGGGGGGGUCCUGGAACUGUGAUUGUAGCACGACCGGGUACGUACGUCACAUCAGAAAUCAUUUUGACUGGGCCAUCGGACCCUCAAAUCACGGCUCCGAGCAUUGUGUAUACGAUACCUCCCAGCGGAAGCGCGCCCGGAAUCGUGAUUGUGGCCCGGCCGCCCCAAUACGUGACGUCCGAGGUCUUUUACACGGACUCGGGGGAUCCACAAAUCACGGCGCCGAGCACGGUCUCCGUUGUGACGCCGAUCGGGACAGUGCCCGGAACCAUAAUCAUCGCUCAACCGCCAAACUAUCAAACAUCCGAGGUGUUCCUGACGGGGAUAAAUGGCCCGACAACGAUUUCAACCAUCCGGCCUACCGGUACUGCUUCGGGGACGUUCAUCGUGGCUCGCCCUCCUUCUUUUGUUACUUCCCAGAUCAUUCUACCCGGAGCUACCGGCCCGAGCACUAUAUCAACGAUCCCGCCGAGCGGCACUGCACCUGGAACAAUUAUCGUUGGGAAGCCAGUCGUUUAUAGUACCUCCGCAGUUGUUCUUUCUGGUUCCGUCGCAUCUACUGCUACCGGACCCGUUACGCUUACUUCGGUUGCUCCCAGUGGCACGGUGCCUGGAAUCAUUGUGAUCGGGUAUCCUCCGCAAUUUGUCACUUCAAAGAUCCAAUACACUGGCCCCACAGAAGGAGUUGCGGACCCAAUUCUGGUGUCUACGAUCGCCCCAUCCGGCAGUAUCCCUGGCACCAUAAUCGUCGCUCGUCCCGGCUCCUUCGUCACGUCAACAACGUCACUUACAGGAAUAAAUCAACCGACGACGCCCAUCAUUAUUUCCACCAUCCUGCCUUCGGGCACUGCUCCAGGAACCAUUAUUGUGGCCCUUCCUGCCCAAACGAAUCAGCCAGCGCAGUCUUCUGCUUUGUUCGUCACUUCCCAGGUUGCAAACACGGGCACCGAAGUUCUUACUGCGCCGACAAUUCUAUCCUCAAUUCCCCCAUCUGGCACGGCUCCUGGCACAAUAACCAUUGCUCAGCCACAAGGCGCAGGCAAUCUAUCACUCUCAGACAGCUCUCAGCUCCCGUCCGUCUCAUUCGUUACUUCGCAAGCGUUCUAUACCGGUAGCGACUCGCUGACCGCUCCAAUUCCCAUUCUGACUAUUCCGCCAGUGGGAAUCCAACCAGGUACUAUCAUCAUUGCGCAGCCGCCGCCACCGCCGCAGCCACAGGAAGUAUCUUUUGUCACCUCACGAAUUCUGUAUACUGGUACGGAAACGUUGACGAGCCCAACACCAAUCUCGACAAUUUUGCCAAUUGGCACUAUCCCCGGAACCAUAAUAGUUGCCCAACCUGGCGUCUUCGUUACCUCAAACGUAGCUUACACCGGGAGCGGCGUUUUGACUGCUCCAGUCCCAAUCACUACGAUCCCACCAGUGGGUGACACACCAGGUACGGUGAUUGUAGCCCAGCCCGGUUUGUUCGUCACUUCCCAAGUGAUCUACACUGGUACGGAACAUUUAACAGCGCCAACUGCCAUUUCAACAAUCCUGCCUGUCGGCACUAACCCUGGGACGAUAAUCAUUGCUGAGCCGCCCUCGUACAUCACGUCUCAGGUCAUCUACACAGGCUCGUCUCCGAUCACUGCGCCUAUCCCUAUAUCGACCAUACCACCGGUUGGAAAUGCUCCGGGAACCAUCAUCUAUGCGCAGCCAGAUUUCUUCGUCACUUCGUUCAUUCUAUACACUGGAACUGAGGACAUCUCUGAGGCUACCACUCUCUCGACAAUUCUGCCCGUUGGAACAACACCAGGAACAUACAUCGUCGCACAACCUAUUGCUUCCGCCGCAUCAUUCGUCACAUCCUUGGUUGUUUACUCAGGAACUGGCGUCAUCACUGGAACUAUCCCGAUAUCCACGAUACCACCGAGUGGGACAGCCCUUGGCACAGUUAUUCUCGCGCAGCCUGGUGUCUUCGUCACAUCUACAAUACCUUACUCCGGAACCGAGGACCUCACAACGUUGCUCCCCGUCUCAACUAUCCCUCCAUCUGGCAGUUUUCCGGGCACAAUCAUUCUGGCACGGCCAUCUGUUGCAAGUGUUGUGGAGGACUCAAGCUCCUCGACCCCUUUAGUAUCGGUCAUCGCCAUCCCCGACACCAUCAACCUCCUCGACGACAUCUGCAUCAACGACGUCAUCAGGCUCCUCAAGAUUGCAGUCAUUUUUGGAUUCAUCUCUCACUUCGGACUCGAGCAGUUCUGCACCAACGUCGGCCACAGUAGAAACUUUGUCGUCUUCUGA
Molecule: messenger RNA, 5256 nt
Organism: Colletotrichum spaethianum
Lineage: Eukaryota; Fungi; Ascomycota; Sordariomycetes; Glomerellales; Glomerellaceae
Product: putative cell wall protein spi1
Exons: 2
Coding region: 1-5256 (1751 amino acids)
Source: RefSeq, a predicted model, not a curated record